AUGGAAACGCGUGCCCCUGCGACAUUGAAGUGUUUUGUGAGGGCCAGGAAUGUACAGAAGACUAUUACCGUUGAUACCCCAGGGUCGAAACCCUGGUGUUUGUUUUCAAAACGUCUCUUUUUUAAUUCCGAAAAAUAACGAAACAUUCACUCUUCCCAUUUCCAGAACUGCAAUCCCAAGGAGGCACAGGGCCUUGAGCACCAGUGCAGCUGUUUCCAGUGAAAUCAAAGAUGGGCCUGAGCCACCCAAAGAAGAAAAGAGGGAUGAAGAGAGAGAGACUGAACCUAAAAAAUCAGGAAAGGAGAGUCUUCUGGACCUCCUCGGGGCCAUGAAAGUGGAGGUGACCAGCAAGAAGAAGUUUCAGGCCUUGAAGCUGCAGAAAAGCAAGGCACCAGCAUCGCGGCCGGCCCCUGUGGUGAUGGAGAGCACUAUUAGCAUGUUCCAGAAGGCCACUGAAGGAUCACCUCCUCAAAGUGAGGGUCUGAAUCCUGAGCUUGUUGCUGCAGCCUCAGCGGCAGCCUCCUCCAUGCCCAACAGCAGCCAGGCUGAGUCGGAGCUCCUGCAGCAGCUGAGAAGACAUGAAACCAUCUCUGAGGCCCAGAAGAAGGGAGACGGAAGGAGCAUAGGGAGCAUUAUUGCAGACAUGAAGGUGGGAAGGCAACCUAACGCCAGACAAAAUGCCAAACCAGCCAAUCAGAUUCGCUUUGAUGAAGAUGGACAGGGAUUUAUCCAUGACAGGAGUGUGACCAGUGAGCUUGAUGGAGUUCGUAGAAGGAAGGGCCUGUUUUUGGGGAAAAGGCUUAACAUUUUCUCUCCGGUCAGUGAGACUGAUGAACCUGACACUGUCACGGGCUUUUCCCUCACCCUAUGGGACCUGGAAAUGGCCAAUCAGAUAGCUCAGGCAACGCGUCACCUUCCCCGAAAUGGCUUUGAGGAGAUGAUCCAGUGGACUAAGGAGGGAAAGCUGUGGCAGUAUCCAAUCAACAAUGAAGGUGGUCUGGAGGAGGAGGCCAGCGUGCCCUUCCAUGAGCACGUCUUCCUGGAGAAGCACCUGGAGGAGGGUUUCCCCCGGCAGGGACCUGUGCGGCACUUCAUGGAGCUGGUGGUGGCAGGUCUUGUCAAGAACCCUCACCUGACUGUGCGGCAGAAAGAGGAGCAUAUCGCAUGGUUCCGGGAAUACUUCCAGCAGAAGGAGGAUGUCCUCAGAGAGGCAGAGGUCUACCUGAACUGACCAGCGUGGAGUCUCUUCCUCAUUCAAAAUUGCAUUUACAUGCAUUCUACCUGCAGGUCUUACCUGCACCUCUGUUGACUAACCCAUUUCCACUGUAACAGCAUUUCUGUUGGACUCCAGAGAAGUGUACUGAUCCAACGAAUGCCCUUCUUCUAGAAAGUCUUACAUCCUGGUUACAGCAGUCAUCUUGCAAAUGGACUGAGUAUAUAAGAAAAAUACAUGUAUUUAAACAGGUGUAAGAGUUUCCAGCUUUUUACAUUAUUAUAAGUAUAAGUAAAACCAUGUUAUUUCAUUUUCAGGAGUUUUUGGAACUACACUUCCAGUAAAGUUGGCUGCACUGUGAUGAUAGACAUUUGCUUUUUCUUUUAAGUGCUUUUUGGAGACUUAAUGUGAUAUUUUUAUAAUCGCCCAUGAUAGCAACCUUAAAUAUUGCCUUGGCUCUGAAAUUAGGCUAUGACUCAUUUCAAGCAGAAAGAUUGCAUGGCCUCAACAAAUGGUCGGUGCCAUUAACUAUUACAGCAGAGGCUAUGCUGUAUGUGAUGAGGUCAUAUGCUAGCAAUUAGCCUGUGAGAGAGCAUUUUCACCUUCUGAACCUACUGUUAAUUAAAUAUUGCAUUUUGAGUUAUGACAUCCAUGUGUGGGCACAAAGGAAUGGAGUACUUUUGCAAAAUUUGAUUAAUUGCUAGUCAAAAAUAUUUUGGCCAUUUCCUAUCAUUCCCAUUUGGCAUUUACACGAUCACUUUUUGAGGGAAGGCCUUAUGGAACAAAAGGCCAUCACUGGUGAUAACAAUACAGCUAUGAAAAGGAGAAACACACCAUUUUCAAUGAAAUGGCAGAAACCUAAAACAGUGUGAAGUGGUUGAAAAGGUUUCUCGCUCUGUAUUUAUCUCUAAACAGGUAAAAUAAUUUUGUUUCCUAUUCUGGCACUGUGACAGGUUGUGCAUUUCUCCAGGUUAUGAAGAGAGGAGAAUUCACAUGAGAUGCAGCUGAUGCACAAUUGUGUAAGAGCAUAAAUGGAGUGUUCAGUGUUUACUGUAAUGUACUUUCAACAGGAAAUGGGGGUUGGGGUUGAUUAAGUCCAAGUCUGUUUUAUGAAAACGCACUUAGCUGAAUGGAACACCAUGUUCAGGAUGUAAUGGAGAAAAAAGUUGUUUGUGAUUGAAUGCCUAUUCAAUGAAAUGGGGUUGGCGCCUGGCCCUCUUCAUCAGCAUUGGUCAUGUGUUGCUCUUAUCUCUUAAAGGGAUUCUGAUUACAGCAUGAGCUUGUGUUCUUUAGAGAACAUGUUACAUUUUGCACCUGUAGAAAUACCCUUGCCAGCUGUCAUUUGGAUGGACCAACAGUAGGAUCCCACUACUCAAGAAAGGAUGGCCGCAGCAGGGUUGUCCAGGUUGGAAGGAAUCCUGGCACGUGCUGUGAGAUACAGCCACAGCACAGGACUCCACACAUUGUCUUUGUGUUCUGAAACCUGGAUAGAGCCCCCCCACCCAAGACACUGUGGCAACUGACCUGACAGACUAGGUGUGACAGCGGACAGCCCUU
This is a messenger RNA of Megalops cyprinoides (Indo-Pacific tarpon), 2770 nucleotides long. RefSeq names its product mitochondrial ribosomal protein S31 (gene mrps31). Gene Ontology annotation, molecular function: structural constituent of ribosome. Lineage: Eukaryota; Metazoa; Chordata; Actinopteri; Elopiformes; Megalopidae. The transcript is spliced from 8 exons. The coding region runs from base 50 to 1231 and encodes 393 amino acids. The record is from RefSeq and is a predicted model, not a curated record. Gene Ontology annotation, cellular component: mitochondrial small ribosomal subunit.